Molecule: messenger RNA, 943 nt
Organism: Effrenium voratum
Lineage: Eukaryota; Dinophyceae; Suessiales; Symbiodiniaceae
Source: the annotation of a GenBank genome assembly
AGCCGUCGGCCAAAAGAAAGACUCGUGAUCCGGACGCGGCUUUCCGCACAACACUAUGAUGGCCAACUUUGGGCAUUGCCGCUUUUGCACGGAGAACCCCUUCAAUGUGCUCUUCGGCAAGAAGCCCGAGGACAAGGACAGAACCCGGCCGGUGCCCAAGACAAAGGCAUCUCGGAGGAACGAGAAGAAUUUCAACAAAAGGAGCGAGGAGGAGGUGCAGGAGAUGAUCAAGAGCUGGGACAAGUACGUCCACGACCGCGCCAGGGACUUCUUCGCCGGUACGGAGCAGCUUCACCAGGUUCUGGGCCAAUUGGCCCAAGGAACCGACAAGAACGCGGAUCCUGUCAUGGGCAACGCCGAGGAGUGUGUGUAUUGGUAUGGAGAUGUGACCAAGGACGAGCGGCAGGCCGCCAUUCGCAUGAUCAAGCCUGGCGAGCAGCAGGAGUCCAUUACCUACGUGAACCGAGUGCUCGCCUUCAUGUUUGCCACCGACGAUUCUUUUGAAAAGCUCAUGCAGCUACCCAAGGAGCCGUUCAGGAUGACCUGUGGGGAUCAGCUUUGCGUGCACUUGGCCCACAUUUCGGUGGCAACUUGCUGAGCCUCCGCUAGAUGCUGCAGAGCCCUGAGGGUCCCCAGGGGUAGUGGAAUUGAUGGGUCCACCUCUUGCAGUUGGGUGAAGAAAGGUGUGCACAAACUGUGUCAGGUCCCUUGUGGCUGGAGGGCGGCUAGAUGAAGCCAGCCAUGAGGCAGUUUCCAGUUGCAGCAUGCUCCGCUGGAAGCCGUUGGUAGCUUCUUAUGGGAGAUGCAUUGGGUUUGUUGCGGAGCCUGGCAGCUGCAAGCCUGUGGCGAGGCUCUUGACCUUUGCCCCCAGUAACUCGAUGACGUUUGCCCAAUCAGAGGCUUACACAGUCAUCGGCUCGCCGAGCCAUGUGGAAAGGCUUCA